CAAAAGGCACAUGGAGAGUGAAUUGUUCAAGAAGUAAGAAGAAAUGAGAACCAAAACGCGAGUUAGCAGAGCUCGGCUCUGUAAAUUGCCUGCACCAACCCCAACUCCAACCACCAACGAUUGUUCACUUCAUUUUCCCACCCUCAACCUGGAUGAAGCAAAUGACAAUGAAAAUGUUGUUAAUGCGACUUCUGCUUCUGCCGAUAUUGGGACUGAUAAUCUAGUAGGAAUGCGUGGUGGCUUAGGUGUCAGUGGAGAGUUUACGGAAAUGGAUUGGUCAGAAGGAGAGAGUUGUAUUAUAUGUGAUAAAAGUGGUGAGAAUUUGUUGGUUUGUAGUGAAAUUGGUUGCUCACUUUCUCUUCAUGAGAACUGCAUGAAUUCUAGACCUAAAUUUGAUGAUGUGGGGAAUUUUUACUGCCCUUAUUGUUGGUAUAAGUGUGAAAAAGUCAGGACUCGAGAGUUGAGAAAGAAGGCUAUGGAAGCAAAGAGAGCUUUGUCGUGUUUUAUAGAUUUGAAAAUAGAUGGUGAUAAUGAAGAGAAGAAAAAUUGUGGAAGAGAGAAAGGCGAGGAGCUGAAUGUAUCUCCUCGGGGUGGACAGAAAAUGGAUUUUGAGGAUGGGAAGGAUGAUGAUCAAAUUGAGAGUCUAUUUGUGGAAGUGGAUAAUGACCGAGAAAAUGAUGGGGACACUGCAAAAUUAGCUGACUCCUGUGAUCAAUGUAAGAUAGCUGUUGAACACCAAAGCGAAUUUUUUUCUGAUGAUCAAAGUCUGAAGGAAAAACCGGUGGCCAAGUCACCUCUGAAUACCAUGAACAAAGAACAAUCAAGUGAGGAAAAUGUAUCUGAAAGUCAUGAGUGUGAAGUUUUAGAAGUUGAAGAAGAAAUACAAGUGGAGGAUUCAGAACAAGCUGAUGAUAGUGAAAAUGAAAGGACAGAAACAGACCCCUGUAUUGCUUCCAGUGUACAAGAAGGAAUUGCUGUGGAUGGUCCACAUCAGGUAGAAGGAAGAGAAAUGGGCAUCUCUGAUUCUGUAAAGCAAAAGCAAGGAAGAAGGGGGGAUGAAGUAAAAAUUCUCCCUGAAACAUCAGGAGCUGAAAUGUCUGAUUCUGAUGCAGAGACAGUCUUAAUGUGCCAGAGGCGAGUUGGACAAAAAGGUAAGAAGAAAGCGCCUCAGAAUAUUGAUUCACCAAGGAAGCGAUCCUCCCCAUUAAAUGCCCGUCCAAAGAAAAUUGCUAGGACUCACAAUGAGAAAGUAAAAUCCUCCAAAAAGCCUAAUCAACAAAAAGCAGCUGCUAAGAAAUUCUCAAACCAGAUGUAUUGUAAUGAGAGGCGUAAGAGACUACACUGGACAGCUGCAGAAGAAGAAAUGCUCAAGGAAGGAGUGCAGAAAUUUUCAACUAAAGUGAACAAAAAUCUACCCUGGAGGAAAAUUUUGGAAUUCGGUCACCAUGUUUUUGAUCCAAGUCGAAAUCCAGCUGAUCUCAAGGAUAAAUGGAGGAACAUCAUGGCCAAAGAGUGCUCAAUGGUUAACAGGAGCUAAUGAUGAUUACUUAGGACUCCGGAGGAUUUAACAAAUAUAUCUGUGAAUUGCAUUUUGCGACUCCAAAAGAAUGUGGUAACCAGAGUUAAAUUUAUCAGCGUCGAUGCAGGCCUUGUUCAAAGUUUAGAGGUGCUACCUUUCUUAGUCUUUAGAUGCCAUUUAGUGGAUAAGUACUCUCUGCUGACAGGAAGUCUAGUCCGCCGGAGUCUGAGGCGCCUUCCUAGAACUGUGUUUUAAGGGCAUUAUUUUCAGACUUUUGAUGAUGAACUUCACAUGCUUCGAACAAAGGACUUGCGGAGGAAUCGAAUGAUGCAUGGAAUCUUAAAUUCAUAAAUCAACAACUCUGUCACUUGAUCUAACUAAAAGUUACCUCUGAUGUAAGUUUCUUCUGGAUCAUCGUUUUACUAAAAAUAUUUACUUGCAUGAAACAAUCACUUGUUGAUCUCUGAUCUGUGUCUUAAAUUCAAAGAAAUGUAAUUUCCUUUGCCAAGUUCUCUGGACGACGGAUGUCCCGGUAUCAUUAGAGGUGUGCUCUGGCCAGGAGACAGUCCAAUUGUGUUCUUUUUGCUAUAUUUGAAAUUCUAUCUAAGAAGCUGAAGCUCUACUCCAAGCUUCUAAAUCACUA
Messenger RNA from Mangifera indica (mango), 2162 nucleotides. RefSeq lists its product as uncharacterized. Bases 44 to 1537 code for a protein of 497 amino acids. The transcript has 4 exons. The record is from RefSeq and is a predicted model, not a curated record. Lineage: Eukaryota; Viridiplantae; Streptophyta; Magnoliopsida; Sapindales; Anacardiaceae.